AUGGAGGACGUGUACACUAUAAAGGUAAAAACGAAGCCGGACACGAGGAACCUGUACCCUUCGGAGAGGAGGUACUCAGCGUCCACCGUCUCUGGGCUGGCGUGGGUCCACAUUGCGCUGGCUGCGACGUCGUUUCUUCUCGCCUGUUUGGCGCUCGUCAACCCGAGCUCGGACGUCGAAACUAGCCGCAACGCGACCGCAAGCCUGACGGUCAUAGACUCCGAGGACCAUGUCUCUGACAACUACACGGAUACGGAGAUAUUGAGAAAUGAAAAUAACUACAUGUUGGUUUUAGCGCCGUCCUUGCUUACUGCGUUCGCGCUCGCCGCCGGCGUCGCCUCCAUCAUGGCCUCGGUCCGAUGGUACAUAGACCACAACAUCACCUGGCUCUUCGCGAUGUCUGUACUGUCGACCAUGUUCUCGCUAAUCGCCUUCGUGAUGAUCGCCGUGUGGUUCGUCACCACCUCGGAGGACGACAUAUCGGACUUCUACAAGGACAAGGUGCCGUUCCAGGACCUCAUAGUGGUGAGGCACAGCGACGUGAUCGCUAGGAACGAGUCCCACUUGGUCAUCGCAAGUAGCGGCUCUCCCGCCAAGCAGGGGGACUCGCAUCUGUUCACUAAACGAGUGCUGUCCAUUAACAUACUGAUAGCGGCGUUCCUAGAGCUCUUGUGGUCCAUCCUCAGCGUGAAGAUAUCCUACAAGGGCAUGAGGAACAACUACAAGGAGGACGACCGCGAGAGGCGCGGCAACUGCAUAUCUGUCGUGACGAAGAUAAAGGGAAACAACACCGCCAAGCUGCCGAGAAACGGGAAACUCUUGCCGCCGAAGCCGGACCUGAUAGAGCACUACCCCAGCAAGAAGAUAAAGAGGAUCUUCCUGGCGCAGAGCGACAACGGCUUCUACCUGAAGAAUCAGAACAACAAAGCGAAACCGAACACCGAGACGAGCUCGGAGUUUUACAAGGAGCGAAUGCUGAGCUUCCUCAACCGGUGCGCCUCGUUGGAGGGCAUCUCUAACUCCGACAUGAGGACGCCGAGCGUCCAAUCGGAGGCGGUGCUGAACACGAUCCACGAGGCUGUCAGCGUGGACACCAGCGUCCAGGAACCGAACCCGCAGCCAGAAACGAGGGACGGGAUGACGCCGGUCAGCUGGGGCGACACUCCCGACCACACAGUGUACAACCAGAACACGCUGAACCUGGAGAAGUUCUUCAGCUUCGCGAAGAAACCUCGAGAACGGGCCACCGAAAGCGACAGAAAGCCGACUGAAGCCACCAGUGAGACUACACAGCAUAAU
This is a messenger RNA of Iphiclides podalirius (scarce swallowtail), 1299 nucleotides long. The record is from the annotation of a GenBank genome assembly. Lineage: Eukaryota; Metazoa; Arthropoda; Insecta; Lepidoptera; Papilionidae.